UUUGCAUAGAUGAAGUCACACUCUGUCGUAGGCAAUAGGUUGCGAGGAUGUCGCGAAAGACCCGCUUUUCUCUCAAACUUCUGUAAAUUGUAGUGCAAAUAACGCUAAAUUCACCCAUUCAAUCGGCCUACGCUAUAUCCAAGGAGGGAGGAAAGUCCUUUUUCUAGGGGCCAGCCAAUGGUUUUUGGGCCUGCACAAUUGACUUCACUUAUGGAAAAUCCGAAGGCAUUUGACCUCCGUGAUGAACCACAGAUUGAUCUGAAGUUGAUCCCAAUGAGCUCUCCUCACAGGGGCCACAUGGAGGUACAGCAACGUGGUGAUGUUUCUCCUCCAGUGCCCUCUGAGUACUUCAGAAGUAAGAUGAACAAAGACAAAAAAUCCAGUAUUACAGAGGAUAUAAGAAGCGCUUCAUACCAGUGUUCUUGUGAGAUGUGGACUUGUGGGGAAUGCAGCAAGCAGUUCACAUCAGCCAGGGCACUCAAGAUUCAUGAAGUCAAGCAACAUGAGAAUGUACCCAGGCGAUACCUCAAGUGCACACAUUGUGAAGAGGUGUUUGACCACAGCAACCUGCUCCAGAUACAUAUGAAGGUCCAUCACAACAUCAAGGUUCGGUGCCCUCAGUGCAGGGAUUCUUUUGAUCAUCCACGAGUUCUGUCCAUGCAUUUGAAAUCCCAUCAUUCUGAGCCUGUGUGCCUAGUCUGUGGAAUUAAAUUCGAUCAUGACAAGAUUCUCAAGCUUCACAUGGAAAACUAUCACAGAAUCAAUAAGGGUCAGUCAAAUAGUCAAGAAACACCUGAGACGAGCGGCCAGGGAGCACACCAGGAGUUUGAUGACCAGGAUGAGCAAUACCAUGAUGCAACCCUAGAUGGUGAGACAGAAUACAAAGCAGAAGAGAAAGCUAGAGAUCAAGUCUUUACCUUCCCGAGGCAGUCAGACGAACACAGGAAUCGUGGCUAUGAGAGCCAGGGGAGGUCAUCUGAUGAAGAAUACAUGGCCAGUAGAUCACCUCGAGACAAUGAGCGCUUGAACAGUGGGCAGGACGCUCACCUACUGUCACCAGAGAAUAUAACACACAUGAGGUCACCUUUGGCAGAAGAACGUGUCAGGGAUAGGGGAAGGGAUAACCACUCCAUAUCACCUGAGCCGAAUCGGCUUCAUAGAAUAAACAGAUCGCCUGUGGCGGAUGAUUACCUCCCAGCACUAAGAGAUAGAUCUUCUGUAAGUCCGGACCCUCGAGGAAGACCUCCUAUAAGUCCAGAUUAUAGAGGCAGACACCCUAUCAGUCCGGAUCCUCAUGGCUUCAAGUCUCCAGGCUACCCCGAGAGCGAUUUACAUACUAGGACCCUACCUUCUGAAAGAGGUUUCCAUCUGGAACGUAUCCCACUAGGGUACCCUCGUGAAGCAUCGCCAAGAUGGCCUGUAUAUCCCGCCAUUCACGAUUACAGGGAUCUUUACCAAGAGCACAUGUUCUACCCUCCACGAGGCGUCCUCUCCCCUGAACAGGAGCGAAUUAUGCGGGCUGAGCUGCGCCAUUAUGGUCACAGACCACUUGGACGAAGCCGUAGCUUGCCCAGUAAUCCAUCCUUACUCCAUCACACCCUUGUUCCUGUCUACCCGUGGAAUGUACCCGUGAGGGCUGUGCCCAUGCGGGAGCAGCCUGCGCCAGAGCAAAGGGUAGACAGAGCGUCACUUGAAGCCAUGCGUAACAGCCUCAUAGAAAAGCUACAGAAGGUGGAAGCUACCUUGAUGGAGGAUGAUCGCUGUCAAUCUGUCUAUCGCCAUCCGUCAGAAGUCCCCAUGGAAGCCCAGAGGUACCACUACCCACAGAAAGAGGCUAUACUGUCUCCCAGACCCAGUGUGAUAACUGCAAGGAGAGAAGUAGAUAAUGAAGACACCACACGGCGGCCAGAUGAGAGAAACAGCUCCAGAUCCCCAGUGAAAGCCCACACAGUCACUCGAAAAGAUAACCAUCAGGAAGUUCGGCAUAGCGAGGAUUUGCAAGAAAGGGGAGAUGAACAACCUCAUCCAGCACAUAUCCAGGCUGUGGCCUUGCCCAACACAGCUCAUGUUCCUCUUAAGCGACACGACGACGACCUUGAUUUAAGCGAUCAGUCGAAAAUAUUUAUCAAGCGCGGAGCACCGAGGUGCAACCUCUGCCAGCAGACAUUCUCGUCCAAGAUGGCGUAUCUGCACCAUUUGAUAUCCCACCGAGAAAAGGACGACCUUACCGACGCAGCCAAACAAGAACUCGAGUUCUUAGAAGGCCUAGACAACGACUCGAAAUCCCCCAGAAUGGAAAACAUGCAUCAGGGUCGAUCUCGAUAUACGGAACCACGCAAUGGAAAUUCCGAGGGAAAAGAGGGCAGCGACAAGCCGCAAAAGCUACUAUCUCAACAGCAACCACAACCCAAAGAUACUACUCCAAUCCCAAACGUGAUGCCGUUCGGUACUGCGACCUGCUCUAAAUGUAAAGACGUAUUUGCUGAUUCCCUUUCAUGCCGUAUGCACAUUGAGAAGCGCCACAUGAAACCACGAUGCCGCGAGUGUGGUUUGAAAUUCGAUCACAAGAAUCUACUCAAAAUACACAUGGACUGUUAUCAUAGUAAUAUGGAAGUCCUACAGUGUUACUACUGCGGUGCGUCGUUCAAGCAUCGCGCAGAGUUUCUGGAUCAUUUGACUUCGCACGAAACGGAGACCAAAGGGAUGGAUACUAAAGAAAGGGGCGAGAAUAACAGCGAACAGACGGAGCAAAGCGGGAGACGACGAUGGAGUCAGCUCGUGGCUUCUGCCCAGCUGCCCAUGUCGCCUCAGGGAGGUCUGUUCAUUGGUUAUCAGAAGGAUAGGUUUAAGCCAAGAGCAGCUGGUAGGGGAGAAAAGAGAAAGCUAUGUAAAACAAUGUCACUGCCGACAAGAGCUCCGCCACGAGAAGGGGAUGUGAGUCCGGGUGAACAAGCAUGGAAGAGACGUGCCAAGGACGACUCAAGCACCCAAGAAUCCAGAACUCGUAUCUUCAUGCCAAGUUCUGAGGAGGCAGAUAAAGCGUCCCCGCCAUCAAACCAACAGCCCGGACGUGAAAUCAACCCAGGGGAUGACAUACCCCGUCUUCCCCUGGUCCCGCCGAAUAUCCGUGACGUGCCGCUUUCGCAUGAGUAUUCUGAGAACUGCGGUAAUGAAAGUGGCAGAUGUGAACAAGUGAGAGAGCGACUGAGUUUACGAGAGCAUAAGAGGCUCAUGUUACGCCAGCAUCAGAUGUUGAGCAAAUACGAGGCAUCAAACGAAGACAUGCUUUCUCACCAUGCAGAUGCGCUCGUAAAGAUCGAGAAAGUAGAAAGAGAACCUCUGUCCGAGAAAAAUAAAGACGAGAACGCAGGAGAAGAUGGGGAAAGAACAUUAGAGAAUGACCUGAGGUCGGAGCAAGAGGGGGUCUAUAACCACGCACUUGAUACGCAGUCUCCAAAGAGCGCAAUACACCAUCGCGUACUGCAGCGACUUCAUCAAGACUCACCUCUCACGUCAUCCCCAGUAACCUCACCUGCAUCGCAUAACCCAAAACAAUUGUAUCCCCGCACCACCUCACCAAGCUCUACACGAGAAUCUAGCCCUGCGUCAAGUAGGUCCAGCUCCCCACCCAGACAACAGCAUGAAUCAGGAUCCGAAUCUAACAUUGGAUCUAACAUUGGCGAGAAACCCACCAAGGAAAAACGGCGAGAUAAUAUUAAUAAACUGACAAGGGAGGCUUUGUUGAAUUCUCUUUCUCUUAAACGAAGAUCAAGUGCUCCGGAUGCGAUGGAUGUCACCGCAAAGGACUCCAAAUCCGUCUCGGAAUGCACCACCGUGGCAUCUUCCAUGAGCUCGGAAGCUAGCCCGGCUGGUAGCUGUAGCUCAGUGGAUAGCGGGGAGGAGCAGCCUGGUGUGUCACCACAGUACUCCCCUCGAAGGAAGGUGACUCGGGAGAUCUGGUGUCAUCCCUGCAACUUGAGGUUCGUGCACAAAAAGCUUUACAAGAUUCAUGUUGACUCGUACCACGGCGAGCAGCAGACAAAUUCAUGCUUGCAAUGUGGCCAGAAGAACUUCAAAGACAAGACCGACUUCUUGCAACAUUUGAUGUCGCAUCGAAAGAAUCCUGAAAAUGUUGUAAUGGGUGAUGAGAAUAACACAAAAGCAAUAGUCGGCGGGGAGACUCUCGCUACUAAUCCCUCCAACGACCAGCCUUCGGAGCCUGCCGCGAAGAGGUUUAAAAGUUGUCCUGAAGUGGAAUACCACCCGGAAGACAACAUUGCGGAAGGGACAAGCUCGAUAGACCUUAGGUCUCCGCAGAAAAGACCCAAAAAUAACGACGCGCUGCCUGAUGAACCGAAAAGGCAUCACAAAUCGCGUCAUGAUGAGAACAAGACAAACACGUGUUUCACUUGUGGUAAGACGUUUACAGACGGCAGACGACUAGAGCAGCAUUUGUCCACACAUGCGAGUAUCAACAAGGAAGGUCAGUUCUGCUGUUCACUGUGCACCAAGGCGUUUGACACGCCACGCAAGCUGGAGAUUCACUCGCGGUGCCACACGGGCUUCAAGCCCCAUAAGUGCGAGUUCUGCGGACGAUGCUUCCCAUACUACAGCUCGUACUACUAUCACAAAAUGACACACACAAAGGACCGUCCCCACAAGUGCCCGCUCUGCGGAAAGGGCUUCAUUCAAACACGCUACUUGCGCUCGCACCUCAAGACCCACAAGGAUGAGCAGGGCUCUCUUAGCGCCGAGGUUGACAGCAUUAUACAGAACAUUAAGGACGGUCCGGACAGUCCGGCCCUGUCCGAGAAUUCCCCGUCCGCUCGUGACGAUGACGAUGAGGCAGUGACUGCAGAGAUUCUCUGCAGUUUCCGGCGCUCUAAAGGAGUGGGAUACUCCCAAAAACUUCAGAAUGGCUCAGAUGCCGACUCGAGCCUCGACUCGCCCAGGGUCUACACUGGUAGUACGUCUGGGUCGGAGGAGAGUGUGUUCUCCAGUGACGACGAGCACAUAGUGAUAGUUUAGAUAUGGUCUUUUGAAACACGGGAAUUUUGAUGCUCUGAAGGAGUGGGAUACUCCCAAAAACUUCAGAAUGGCUCCGAUGCCGAAUCGAGCCUCGACACGUAUAUAGUAUAGACUUGUUUUUUGAUACACGGGGAUUUUAAUGUUUUUGUAUAUAUAUGAUAAAAAUAGGUAGUGGUGUUAGUAGUAACAAUUCAUUAAGCUUUUUGGAGAUUUGGUAUAUUUUGAUGUAACAUAUGGGGUAUGAAUAACAGUGUCAACUUAAAUAAAAUUGUUUUCUUAAAA
This is a messenger RNA of Nematostella vectensis (starlet sea anemone), 5310 nucleotides long. RefSeq lists its product as uncharacterized. The transcript has 4 exons. Gene Ontology annotation, biological process: regulation of transcription by RNA polymerase II. Gene Ontology annotation, cellular component: nucleus. The record is from RefSeq and is a predicted model, not a curated record. Lineage: Eukaryota; Metazoa; Cnidaria; Anthozoa; Actiniaria; Edwardsiidae. Bases 178 to 5028 code for a protein of 1616 amino acids. Gene Ontology annotation, molecular function: DNA-binding transcription factor activity, RNA polymerase II-specific; RNA polymerase II transcription regulatory region sequence-specific DNA binding.